AUGAAGGUGGUGGUGGUGGUGGUGUUGGUGUUGACGUUGUGGAGGGUACUGGCGGCUCUCGCCCUAGUUUACUCACCUUCAGUCGCUCAACCUCAAGGAAAAUCUGCGUGCUGCUAUGUUCAACCUUAUCCCCGAAGACGGGGGUGGAUAUGUUUCUCGUCGAUCUUCCAUUGGUUGUUGUCGGUCUUUGAAACUUCUGUUCUUGUUAUUACAAUUCUUCUAAUAGAAACCCUAAUAGUGUCCGGUUACAAAUGCUCUUAUGGUGGGUCUCACUCUUGUUCAAGGAGCUGCUGCCAAAGUGAUAGUUUCCUGGAGCUGGCUGCUGGAAGAUCUAAGUUGCUGAUGAAUCUGGAGAGGACCUUGUGGGUUGCUGCCGAGUUUCUGGACCUGUGA
Molecule: messenger RNA, 393 nt
Organism: Fraxinus pennsylvanica
Lineage: Eukaryota; Viridiplantae; Streptophyta; Magnoliopsida; Lamiales; Oleaceae
Source: the annotation of a GenBank genome assembly